Messenger RNA from Phaethon lepturus (White-tailed tropicbird), 995 nucleotides. It is a transcript of the gene SOCS7, whose product is annotated as suppressor of cytokine signaling 7. The record is from RefSeq and is a predicted model, not a curated record. Gene Ontology annotation, molecular function: 1-phosphatidylinositol-3-kinase regulator activity. Gene Ontology annotation, biological process: intracellular signal transduction; phosphatidylinositol phosphate biosynthetic process. The transcript is spliced from 8 exons. NCBI's taxonomy places the organism in Eukaryota, Metazoa, Chordata, Aves, Phaethontiformes, Phaethontidae. Gene Ontology annotation, cellular component: phosphatidylinositol 3-kinase complex. The annotation marks the transcript as partial.
GAAACACAGACUAACAAGAACUCAAAGUGCCUUUUCCCCGGUUGUGUUCAGCCCCCUCUUCACAGGUGAAACAGUGUCACUAGUGGACGUGGACAUCUCUCAGCGAGGACUGACCUCCCCUCACCCUCCGACUCCACCACCGCCACCACGAAGAAGCCUCAGCCUGCUAGAUGAUAUCAGUGGGACGCUGCCUACAUCUGUCCUAGUGGGUCCGAUGGGCUCCUCCCUGCAGUCUUUCCCUCUGCCUCCGCCUCCUCCGCCCCACGCCCCAGACGCCUUCCCACGGAUUGUCCCGCUGAGGCCGAUGGAGGCGAUGCCCGGCCAGCCUGCCCCACACCUGCAGUGUCCGCUCUACCGCCCGGACUCCAGCAGCUUCGCAGCCAGCUUGCGAGAGCUGGAGAAGUGCGGGUGGUACUGGGGACCGAUGAACUGGGAGGACGCAGAGAUGAAGCUGAAGGGCAAGCCGGACGGCUCCUUUCUGGUUCGAGACAGUUCUGACCCCCGUUACAUCCUGAGCCUCAGCUUUCGGUCGCAGGGCAUCACCCACCACACCAGGAUGGAGCACUACAGAGGGACCUUCAGCCUGUGGUGCCAUCCUAAGUUUGAAGACCGCUGCCAGUCUGUGGUGGAGUUCAUAAAGAGAGCAAUCAUGCACUCCAAAAACGGGAAGUUUCUCUACUUCCUCCGAUCCAGGGUUCCAGGUCUCCCUCCAACGCCUGUCCAGCUCCUGUAUCCAGUCUCCAGGUUCAGCAAUGUCAAAUCCCUUCAGCACCUUUGCCGCUUUCGGAUCAGGCAGUUGGUCCGAAUAGAUCACAUCCCCGAGCUCCCGCUGCCCAAGCCGCUGAUCUCCUACAUCCGCAAGUUCUACUACUACGACCCGCAGGAGGAGGUGUAUCUGUCGCUGAAGGAAGCUCAGCUCAUCUCCAAACAGAAGCAGGAGACCGAAUCCUCCACGUAGCGAGGCUGCCUCGCCCAUCUUGCUGCUGUCACUGAUG